Messenger RNA from Ustilago hordei, 771 nucleotides. RefSeq lists its product as uncharacterized. Gene Ontology annotation, biological process: riboflavin biosynthetic process. The transcript has a single exon. Bases 1 to 771 code for a protein of 256 amino acids. Gene Ontology annotation, molecular function: 5-amino-6-(5-phosphoribosylamino)uracil reductase activity. NCBI's taxonomy places the organism in Eukaryota, Fungi, Basidiomycota, Ustilaginomycetes, Ustilaginales, Ustilaginaceae. The record is from RefSeq and is a predicted model, not a curated record.
AUGCAUUCGGAUCUGGCUGCCGAACAGCAUGCGAGCGCUUUCCUGCAGGAGAGCCUGCAUUUUGCAAGCAAUGCUGACCAUCGACGACCGCAUGUGACACUGACAUUCGCUCAGUCUCAGGAUGGCAAGAUCGCAGGCGCUGGCAAAACUCAGCUUGCUUUGAGUGGGUCUGAAAGCAUGCUCAUGACCCAUAAACUCAGAACUCUGCACGAUGGAAUCCUGGUGGGAAUUGGUACAGUCCUCAACGAUAACCCUCAACUCAAUGCACGCUUGCUCUCGCAACCGCCUCCAGUGUCGCAGUUGCCACGACCAAUCGUUCUGGACUCGAGCUUACGAAUGCCUGCUGACAGCAAACUCGUCCGCAACUACAAUGCCGGUGUGGGUCGACAACCUCUCGUCUUGGCCUCGAAUGCCGCUAGUGCGGGACGAAGAAAGGUGCUCGAAGAUGCCGGUGUCGAGAUCAUUCAAGUCAGUCAGGAGGAGUCAAAUGUUCUGCCUGAUUGGAAGACGCUCUUGAAGUACAUCCACGAGGCAGGCAUACAUCGACUUAUGGUGGAAGGAGGUGCUGCCGUGAUUGACAGUUUGAUGAGGCAGCCACAACUCAUUGAUGCUCUUCUUGUCACAAUAGCACCGGUUACAGUCGGUCCCCACGGUUUCGGCUUCAACUCGCAACUGCCAGACGAAUUCAGACUCAGGUCUGCGAACCAAUGGUGCGAACCCAGCCGGACUAAGUUUGGCAAGGACGACGUGGUGCUAUGGCACAAGCGUUGA